Dovyalis caffra is the source of this 2334-nucleotide messenger RNA. The record is from the annotation of a GenBank genome assembly. Lineage: Eukaryota; Viridiplantae; Streptophyta; Magnoliopsida; Malpighiales; Salicaceae.
AUGAGCUUCCAAAGUGUUCAACUCCAUUUAUGGUGGAGAAUUCUUGCACUUGGACUUUUACUUCUUGUAGUUCAAUCUUUUGGGCUCAACACAGAUGGUGUUCUCUUGCUUUCUUUCAAGUUCUCUAUCCUUAGUGACCCUCUCUCUGUGCUUCAAAGUUGGAAUUACCGUGACCAGACUCCAUGUUCAUGGAACGGAGUUGCUUGUGGAUCUCCGGGAAAAGACAAUACUUACUCUCGUGUCACAGGCUUAUCUCUCCCAAAUUGUCAGCUCCUUGGUUCAAUUCCAGCCAAUCUUGGCAUGAUUCAACACCUCCAAAAACUUGAUCUUUCCAACAAUUCUCUUAAUGGGUCCUUGCCCUUCUCACUUCUCAAUGCAACCCAGCUUCGGUUUCUUGACUUGUCCAGUAAUAUGAUCUCUGGUCAGUUACCAGAGACCAUAGGACGGUUACAGAAUCUUCAACUCCUUAACCUCUCCGAUAAUAUCUUAGCGGGAACUUUACCUGCCAACCUCACUGCUCUCCAUAGUCUAACUGUUGUUUCUUUCAAGAACAAUAAUUUCUUUGGUAAUCUUCCUAGUGGAUUUCAAACCGUCGAGGUUUUAGAUCUCUCUUCUAAUCUUCUCAAUGGAUCUCUACCUCAAGAUUUUGGUGGUAGCAAUCUUCACUACUUAAACAUCUCUUCCAACAAGCUUUCUGGUCCAAUUCCACAAGAAUUCGCCAAUGAAAUCGCGUCUAGCACUACUAUUGAUCUGUCAUUCAACAAUCUGACAGGAGAAAUCCCGGAAUCUAGUCUUUUCUUGAAUCAACAAGCCAGUGCUUUCGCUGGAAAUCCUGAUCUUUGCGGCCAGCCAACAAGAAAUCCAUGUCCAAUUCCUUCUUCAGUAUCUCCACUUCCAAAUAUUUCUGGACCAACGUCACCUCCUGCAAUUGCUGCAAUUCCAAAAAUUAUAGGCACUAGUCCUGGAACUACUCCUCCAGGUGAAACAGCAACGGGGUCUGGACAAGACGAAGGUGGGCUUAGGCCAGGAACCAUUAUAGGCAUCGUAAUCGGUGACAUUGCAGGAGUUGCAAUUCUUGGUAUGGUUUUCUUCUAUGUAUACCACUAUUUAAAGAGGAGGAGGAAUGUUGCAAGAAGCAUCAAGAAAGAAGCUAACGCUGCAAAGGAUAGUUGGUCAUCUUCAUCUUCGGAGUCAAGAGGGUUCACAAGAUGGGCAUGUUUACGCAAAAGAGCAGAAAAUGAAGUGGAUUCUGAUUCUACAAGCACUGACAAUGAAGCAGACCCUCUCGAUCACAGUCAAAGACAAACAGAGCAUCAUGAGCAAAACAAAGAAGGGACAUUGGUGACCGUAGAUAGUGAAAAAGAGCUUGAAAUUGAAAGUCUACUUAAAGCAUCAGCUUACAUAUUGGGCGCUACUGGUUCUAGUAUAAUGUACAAGGCAGUUCUUGAAGAUGGGACUUCAUUUGCAGUUCGAAGAAUUGGUGAAAACCAUGUAGAAAGGUUCAGAGAUUUCGAGACUCAAGUCCGUGUCAUAGCCAAGUUGGUGCAUCCAAAUCUUGUUCGAAUUCGUGGGUUCUACUGGGGCGUUGAUGAGAAGCUCAUUAUCUACGAUUUUGUUCCUAAUGGCAGCCUUGCCAAUGCUCGUUACAGGAAAGCUGGCUCGUCGCCUUGUCAUCUACCAUGGGAGGCCCGGCUGAGGAUUGCUAAAGGAGUGGCUCGUGGACUGUCAUUUCUUCAUGAUAAGAAGCACGUGCAUGGAAAUUUGAAGCCUAGUAAUAUACUCUUGGGUUCUGAUAUGGAGCCUAGGAUUGGAGAUUUUGGGCUCGAAAGGCUUGUGACUGGCGACACGAGUUAUAAAGGUGGAGGGUCGACUCGAAAUUUCGGAAGCAAGAGGUCCAAUGCAUCGCGCGAUAGCUUUCAAGACUUUGGACCUGGGCCUAGCCCAAGCCCAAGUCCGAGCUCGAUUGGAGGUUUAUCUCCUUAUCAUGCUCCGGAGUCACUCAGGAGUCUGAAGCCCAAUCCGAAGUGGGAUGUGUACUCGUUUGGGGUUAUCUUGCUUGAGCUACUGACAGGGAAGGUUGUUGUCGUUGAUGAAUUGGGCCAAGGAAGCAAUGGGCUGGUAGUUGAAGACAAGAACCGGGCUUUGAGGAUGGCUGAUGUGGCGAUUCGAGCUGACGUGGAGGGUAAAGAGGAUGCCUUGCUGGCUUGCUUCAAGCUAGGUUAUAGCUGUGCUUCUCCUGUGCCCCAGAAGAGGCCAGCAAUGAAAGAAGCCUUACAAGUGAUUGAAAAAUUCCCAUCUUCAUCUGCAUCUGCAUCGUACCCUUAUGGUCACUAA